Sitodiplosis mosellana (orange wheat blossom midge) is the source of this 1288-nucleotide messenger RNA. RefSeq names its product delta-1-pyrroline-5-carboxylate synthase (gene P5CS). The record is from RefSeq and is a predicted model, not a curated record. NCBI's taxonomy places the organism in Eukaryota, Metazoa, Arthropoda, Insecta, Diptera, Cecidomyiidae. Gene Ontology annotation, cellular component: mitochondrion; cytoplasm. Gene Ontology annotation, molecular function: ATP binding; glutamate-5-semialdehyde dehydrogenase (NADP+) activity; glutamate 5-kinase activity.
AACGUUGGCCGUGUUUUGCGUCACACCAAAUUAGCCGAUGGAUUGGAUUUGAAGCAAGUAACUGUGCCGAUUGGCGUUCUAUUGGUGAUAUUCGAAUCACGUCCAGAUUCAUUACCGCAAGUGGCUGCGUUGGCAAUGGCUUCUGCGAACGGUCUUUUGUUGAAGGGGGGCAAAGAGGCAGCUCAUAGCAAUCGAAUGCUUAUCGAACUGGUGAAAGAGGCACUAUCGAGCGUUGGAGCUGAAAAUGCCAUUUCUUUGGUUUCAACACGUGAAGAAAUCAGCGAUUUGCUCUCGAUGGACAAACACAUAGAUCUCAUAAUUCCACGAGGCUCCUCUGAAUUAGUUCGUUCAAUUCAACAACAAUCACAACACAUUCCAGUAUUGGGGCAUGCAGAAGGCAUAUGCCAUGUCUUCGUUGACAAGGACGCUGAUUUACAGAAGGCAUUGAAGAUAAUUCGUGAUGCAAAAUGCGAUUAUCCGGCGGCAUGCAAUGCAAUGGAAACUUUACUGAUUCAUGAAGACCUAAUGAAUGGUUCAUUCUUUGCCGAUAUUUGCAACUUGUUCAAACGCGAGGGUGUUAAGUUGAAUUCGGGACCUAAAUUGAAUCAAACGCUUACAUUCGGCCCGCCACUCGCAAAAUCAAUGCGUCAAGAGUACGGUGCAUUAGAAGCAACCAUCGAAGUGGUAACUGGACUAGACGAAGCAAUUGACCACAUUCAUAAAUAUGGCAGCAGCCAUACCGAUGUUAUUAUCACAGAGAAUGAAUGGGCAUCGAAAUAUUUCCAAAAGCAUGUAGACAGCGCUUGUGUAUUCCACAAUGCAAGUUCACGUUUUGCUGACGGUUUCCGUUUCGGAUUGGGAGCUGAAGUUGGUAUCAGUACAGCACGUAUCCAUGCUCGUGGACCAGUGGGUGUUGAAGGUUUACUUACAACAAAAUGGAUUUUAUCUGGUCAGGAUCAUACAGCAUCUGACUUUGCUGAUGGUGGCCGCCAAUGGAUUCAUCAAAGCUUACCAUUAGACCAAAACUGAUAAUUAACCCUUUUUAUUCUAACGAGUAAAAGAGAAAAUCAAAUCUACUCCCAAGUUUUUCGUCUUGUCAAAAUCUUUAGCUUUUUAUUAAUCAAGACGUUUGUCUUUCGUUUGUAUUUUUUGGUAUUCAUUUUGUGAAUUUUUCGAUGUUACUCUCGUUUUGUUUUUAUUUUUGUUAAGAAGUAAUGUUGUGAUUUAUGUUGUGUUUUAUAAUUAUUAUCAGAUGAAUAAAAGAAAAAAAAAAGAAUACAUAUCACAA